This is a messenger RNA of Clupea harengus (Atlantic herring), 2110 nucleotides long. It is a transcript of the gene nab1b, whose product is annotated as NGFI-A binding protein 1b (EGR1 binding protein 1). Gene Ontology annotation, cellular component: nucleus. The record is from RefSeq and is a predicted model, not a curated record. Gene Ontology annotation, biological process: negative regulation of DNA-templated transcription. Lineage: Eukaryota; Metazoa; Chordata; Actinopteri; Clupeiformes; Clupeidae. Gene Ontology annotation, molecular function: transcription factor binding; transcription coregulator activity.
UUUAAAUGGCCAUUUACGUGUGUGGCGGGCGCUAGGCGCUCGAGUUUGCCUCCCCGUUGGCCACUGCCGCUUCUGUGAUAUGAUGCUUGGUAUUCCAUGCAGCAGCCUCCCACGCCCCGCAGCCGCCCACGCCAGGAUCUGCGUCACACAGCCGCGUGGGAGUGAGAGAGCAAUGUAGCAAGCGCGGAAUAUCCCAAUUCUGGCAGUAGGGGAGGAAACGGCGAACAGUCAUUUGAAGGUUCUCAGUAUUAAGUCUUAAUACCAUCUCGUUUGACUGCACGGAGUCUCCGGCGACUCAAUGGCAAAGAGCGGAACAACGUCUGCAUGAGCGCCGCCCGUUGAUUUGCCAAGGCUGCGCGCGUGGUUAACAUUAUCUCCCCUUCUUUCAAGACGCGUAGGAAAGCGUCACUUGAACUGACAGGACAAUUAUCUUCAACUUGACUUGACAAUCGAAACACAACCACUUGAGCUCAAUUAAAAAUCAAGAAGUCCGACAACAAAAGAAACGCUGGUAUGGCGGCGACUUUACCCAGGACUCUCGGGGAGUUGCAGCUCUACCGCAUCCUGCAGCGGGCCAACCUGCUGUGCUACUACGACGCCUUCAUCCAGCAGGGCGGCGACGACGUGCAGCAGCUGUGCGAGGCCGGCGAGGAGGAGUUCCUGGAGAUCAUGGCGCUGGUGGGCAUGGCCAGCAAGCCGCUGCACGUGCGCCGCCUGCAGAAGUCGCUGCGUGACUGGGUCACCAACCCGGCACUCUUCAACCAGCCCCUUGGCACGCUGCCCGUCUGCAGCAUCCCCAUCUACAAGCUGCCCGAGGGCUCGCCCAGCCCCCACCUGCCCCGCGGCGAGCCCCACGUGAAGACGCCCAAAUGCGGCACGGCGGCCUGCGGGGAGACCGGCAAGGGCGGCCAGGAGGCCGGCAACGGGAGCUCGGUCACAGGGGGCGCCACGCCGUCUCCGCUGCAGAGUGGCGGCGAGCCCCGGUUCUGGGUGGGUCACAUCGGCGGCAGCGGUGGCGCCGAGAGCGAGCAGAGCCUGUCGCCCGCAGAGCUGGGGUCGCCGUCGUCGCCGCGGGACGGGCUGGAGGCGCUCGACGCAGCGGCGGUGCAGUCGGUGACGGAGUGCGUGGAGAGGAUGGCGUCGGGGCUGCCGCGCAGCGACCCGGUCGAGAUCAAGGAGCAACUCAAGAGCAACAAGAAACUGGCCAAGAUGAUCGGGCACAUCUUCGACAUGGGCGAGGAGGACCCGCGCCGCGAGGAGGAGAUCCGCAAGUACAGCGCCAUCUACGGGCGAUUCGACUCCAAGAGGAAGGACGGCAAACACCUGACACUUCAUGAGGUGAGAGAAGGAGGGAACGAGGGUGCAAGAAGGGAGAGAGACGCAGGGACAGUGUGUAAAAUGUUAACAGUGAAUGAGGCUGCAGCCCAGCUCUGUAUGAAGGAGGUGGCCCUGCUGACGCGCAGAGAUGAGCUCUUUGGUCUGGCGCGCCAGAUCUCUCGAGAGGUCACCUACAAAUACACCUACAGGACCAGCAAAUCUCGCUGCGGAGACGAGCCCUCUCCAAAGAGGAUCAAAACAGAGGAGGGCUUCUUUGACCUGCAGGAGGCGCUACAGGCCAUCUACAUGCGCCAGGAGACCCUGAGGGAGCAGCUGGCCCACGCCAGGUCAAAGGGAGAGGAGACGGCCACGCGCAACAUCCAGAUACAGCUGGAGCGACUGGUGGCAAAGCAGAUGGAGAUCCUGCACGACGCGGCCGCUCAAGACCGCCUGCAGGCGCUGGACUGGAGGAUCCCCGCCGCCGCCUUCAAGCACGCCGCCGACCGACAGGCCACCAACGGGGUCGCCGCCGCCGACAAGAGCGCAGAGCAGACAGGCGAGAGGCCACUGAAUCUGCGGGUAGCCAGCCAGAGGGCCGAGGGUGAGACGCCAUUGGGCAAGCAGCUGGCCAAUGAGCUGAAGAGACAUCACGCCAACACAGAGAGCAAAACAGCUGCCACAGAGAACGGUAAUGGCACAGCCCAUUCUCCACACGCGCUCAACCUUUCAGAGAAAAAGACCAUCAAAUCGGAACCGGAGGACUCCAGAUAGCAUCCUCAACCCCUCCCACCCA